Xyrichtys novacula (pearly razorfish) is the source of this 362-nucleotide messenger RNA. The record is from the annotation of a GenBank genome assembly. Lineage: Eukaryota; Metazoa; Chordata; Actinopteri; Labriformes; Labridae.
AUGGAGAACAAAGUGUACUCGCUGGUCUCUCCGGCAAAUGGACUGAAACGCGCAGAGACAAAAGGAAACCCCAGCCUGGUUGGAAAAAGAGGCGUGAAAAUGAGAACGCUGGCUGGCUUAGCGGCGAGUUACAUGCAUCGCUCUCAGGGUCGACCCAGCUUGGCUUAUCAUAAAAGGCUUCCUCUGAGACAUCCUCUUGGAGGAUAUCAAAGAGCUUCUGUGGUGGAGAUCCAACUUGAGAGAGAUCAAAUGGAAAUAAAGAACCUUCACCUUCCUUCAGUGCCUCGGUAUCUGGCAGAGCCGGUCUGGAUGAUGAAUACUACAGUACAGCGUUGGCAACCGAAGACAUUUUCCCAUGAAAG